Molecule: messenger RNA, 1942 nt
Organism: Olea europaea var. sylvestris
Lineage: Eukaryota; Viridiplantae; Streptophyta; Magnoliopsida; Lamiales; Oleaceae
Product: CBL-interacting serine/threonine-protein kinase 6-like
Exons: 1
Coding region: 318-1616 (432 amino acids)
Biological process (GO): signal transduction; protein phosphorylation
Molecular function (GO): ATP binding; protein kinase activity
Source: RefSeq, a predicted model, not a curated record
CAGGAAAAAGAAGAAUCCCAUAGAUUUGCUACUACAGCCGCCGUGCAAGCUUUUGAGGGUUUUCAAUUUAUUUUUCAUCUUCUUUCGUUUUAUAUAUCAAAAUUAGAGGCUGCCCAAUUAGGGAAUGCAGAGAGAUGAAACCAGCUCCGCUUGGUAGAGGCGGGAGGGCUCAAAGACCAUCCACUGGCGGCCGGAAUUGCCACCGGAAACACGUUGAAGACGGGUGAACCUCUGCCGCCACCACCCGAAAUUCUUACCAGCUUUCAUCUAAUUCUAUUUCUCUAAACGUACAAAGUUCGUUCUUUUCUUUUUCAAUUAUGACGACGAGAUCCGACGAGAAAAGUGCCGUGUUGCAUGGUAAGUAUGAAUUAGGCCGAAUUUUGGGCCAUGGCACGUUUGCGAAAGUGUACCAUGCUAGGAAUCUGCAGACGGGCAAGAGCGUGGCUAUGAAAGUGGUGGGCAAGGAGAAGGUGAUUCGUGUAGGGAUGAUGGAUCAAGUGAAGCGUGAAAUCUCUGUGAUGAAGAUGAUGAAGCACCCAAAUAUCGUUGAACUUCACGAGGUAAUGGCAAGCAAGUCCAAAAUUUAUUUUGCCUUGGAAUUAGUACGUGGUGGCGAGUUGUUUGCUAAAAUUGCUAAGGGUCGCUUGCGCGAAGAUGUAGCCAGGAAUUAUUUCCAGCAAUUAAUUUCGGCAAUUGAUUUUUGCCAUAGCCGUGGUGUAUAUCACCGGGAUCUGAAGCCGGAAAAUCUAUUGCUGGAUGAAGAAGGUAAUCUCAAGGUAACAGAUUUUGGGCUGACUGCAUUUUCAGACCAUCUUAGACAAGAUGGCUUGUUGCACACCACGUGUGGGACGCCAGCAUAUGUUGCGCCGGAGGUGAUCGGGAAAAAGGGUUAUGAUGGGGCAACGGCGGAUAUUUGGUCAUGUGGGGUGGUUCUUUUUGUGUUGUUAGCUGGAUAUCUGCCAUUCCAAGAGGAUAACCUAAUGGAUAUGUAUAAGAAAAUUUACAGGGGUGAUUUCAAGUGUGCGCCUUGGUUCUCAUCCGAGGCACGAAGAUUGAUCACCAAGAUGUUGGAUCCGAAUCCAGGUACGAGGAUAACGAUAGCUAAAAUCAUGGAGUCGUCCUGGUUCAAAAAAUCGAUGCCAAAGAUUUUGAUGACUAAAGAAGAGCAGGAAUUUGCGAUUGAAGAUGAAGUGAAUAUUGGGAAGAAAAAGGAGGCUGAGACUUUGAAUGCUUUCCAUAUCAUUUCAUUGUCUGAAGGUUUCGAUUUGUCACCUCUUUUUGAGGAGAAGAGGGUGGAGAAAGAGGAGUUGAGAUUUGCAACCACUCUGCCGGCAAGUAGUGUGAUUACCAAGUUCGAAGAGGUGGCAAAAACCUGGAAUUUUAGCGUGAAGAAGAACGAUUCAAGUGUCCGAUUGCAGGGUCAAGAAAGUGGAAGAAAGGGGAAGCUUGGAAUAACUGCAGAUAUAUUUGCUGUGACACCUUCGUUAUUGGUAGUGGAGGUGAAGAAAUCUAGUGGUGAUACUUUGGAGUACAAUCAAUUCUGCAGUAAAGAGUUGAGACCUGCACUUGAAGACAUAGGUUGGACAUCGGCCACUGGGAAUUCACUGCUUGCUUGAAGUGUCCUACAAGUUCCUCCAAUAAAUCCCAGGUGGGAUUUAAGGAUUCAUGUCUUGGAUGUUCGAUUAUUGUUGUUUCGGAUGUUUCUUUUAGGAAUGUUAAGAUUGAGACUUACAUAAGUCUCUGAAUUGAAUUAUUUAAAUUCUGGUGUGUUAUUUCUCUUUGGUUGAAUCCUCUGUUUCAGAAUGUGUGUUCAUAUGUUUCUGUGGGUAUGUAUCUUCUCUUUGAAAGCAACUUUGUAAUUUUUACUUCAAGUGGUUGAUUGGCUUUUAUGUGUAAAUGGGGCCAUUUUAUAAUUCUUUAUUGAAUUAUUGAUACUAUAUAA